Molecule: messenger RNA, 366 nt
Organism: Mesorhabditis spiculigera
Lineage: Eukaryota; Metazoa; Nematoda; Chromadorea; Rhabditida; Rhabditidae
Source: the annotation of a GenBank genome assembly
AUGAGGCUAAUCAGUUCUAUUUUUAUUCUUACUGUAUUGAUUUCUUUAAAUUCUGCUGAAAAAGACACGACCAGUCGACUGGCCAAUGUUAUACGCAAGACGUUUAAGGGAAUCGACACGGAUCAGGACGGCGAUGUGACCUGGCCCGAAUACCAGGCCUAUUUGACUAGGAGGUUUGGCCCGAAGCUGGCCACGGUCGAUGGGCCAAUGAUUUUCGGGCAUGCCGACGAGAAUGGCGAUCAGCGCAUUAAUGAAAAUGAAUACAUCCACUACAUCACGGCCACGCUCGGCCGCGCCGACAUUGUCGAAAAGUUGAGCGAAUCUGAGGCGGCCCUCCUCAACGACAGCAAGCAUCCAACUUCGGAA